AUGGCGCCGCGCCGUCUGUACAACAACGAACUGAGGCUGAGGAACGGAGCCGAGAACCUGCUACGAGCGACCCUGAACCCUGCGGUGAAACGCUCUGUGACUCUGGAGCUGAGCCACGUGAACUCGACUCUGCAGCUGCUCAGACAAGAACUGGAGGAACUCAACAGCUGCAUGGUCCCCUACCAGAGUGAGUCUGUGAACCUCCCCAUGAUCCCACUGGGCCUGAAGGAAACCAAGGAGCUCGACUUCAGCCUCUGCAUCAAGGACUUCAUCAGUGAGAUCUAUGGAGAGGAGAGCUCUGAGUUUGAGUCUGAGAUACAAGAUCUGAACCAGCUCCGACAGGCGGUGACGUCUCCUCUUCGCUGUGACUCGGGUCUGGACCUGAUGUUGAAGUAUUAUAAUCAGCUUUACUUCGUGGACCAGCGAUUCUGCAAACCUCAGAGCCACAUGGGGGCGCUGUUCCUCUGGUACGAUUCCCUGACCGGCGUUCCCUCGACCCAGAAGUCGUUGGCGUUUGAAAAGGGAAGUGUUCUGUUCAACUUGGCGGCUCUGAACUCUCAGAUCGGAGCCAGACAGAACCGGACCGACCCGACCGGCACCGAGACGGCCGCCACAGCCUUCAGGAGGGCAGCAGGAGCGUUCUUGUACCUGAGGGAGAACUUCUGUAAUGCUCCGAGCCUCGAUAUGUCCGAGCCGUGUCUGUGGACCCUGCAGCUGCUCAUGACGGCGCAGGCUCGUGAAUGUGUCCACGAACGCUCCGCCCACAGCUACAGCCCCGCCCACAGCCCCUCCCACAGCCCACAGACCCUGCAGCUGCUCCGGCUCGCUCAGGAGGCCGCUGCGGUGUCGGAGCAGUACUUGCAGGCGUUUGUCGCCAUGGCACAGCCUGUGAUGAAGUCGUUUGUUCCGUUCUCGUGGUCGUCGAUGGUUCAGCUCAAACUGCAGCGUUUCAAAUCUCUGUCCCACUUUUACUGCGGCCGCGCCCUGGAACAGAGCUCAGAACUGACCCUGUGUUUGUGUCGUUCAGACGACGACCUCGAGGUUUUGCUCCAGUUUUACUCCCACUGCCCAACGACCACCAGCGUCCUGCUGAGGGCGCCACAGGGCCGACAAACACUCUGUAAGUCUCACCUGCGCAGCGCUGUGAUGGGGCUGGAGGAGUCCUUGCGGCUGUUCAGUUCAUGUAAAGUCUUGAGGAAGAUGGAUGCCCUUCGGGAGGUCCUGACCUCGGACCACAGACGAGUCUUGGACCGGUACUCGGACCUGGACCAAGAGGACGAUUUCACUGAGACCAGAGACGCUCCGGAGAUUCGCCCUCACAGUGACCACGGUCCAGCUCACAGUGACCACGGUCCAGCUCACAGUGACCACGGUCCAGCUCACAGUGACCACGGUCCAGACCCGAUCCCGCCGGACUUCUCCUCGGUUCAGGUCUCGGACCUGUUCCACCGACUGGGUCCUCUGUGCGUGUUCUCAGCGCGCUCUGGAUGGGGGCCCCUCCGGACGCUGCUCGUGCCCCAGACGAGAGGCUCGACUCUGGGCCUGACGCUGAGAGGAGACGCCCCGGUGCUGGUCCACGCCCUGGUGCCCGGAGGAGCUGCUCGUCUGUGUCUUCAGGAGGCGGGGCUUCGUGAAGGUGAUUACAUCGUUUCUGUGAACGGCGUCGACACCAAAUGGUCCAAACGGCGAGACGUGGAGGAGCUGCUGCGGCGAGGGGCGGGGCCAGGGGUGGCGGUGGGCGUGGUCACUCUGCACCAGGCCCCCUUCAUACAGGCGCCGCUCCGUCGCUCGACCUCCGACCUGCCUGACUCCACCCACUUGCAGAAGCCCCGCCCCCACGUGCCCCGCCUCCUCAAACCCCGCCUCCUGAGCUGGACACGCCCCAAAAACAAACCCCGCCUCCACACCCCGACCUCCGACCCCUCAGAGCAGCUCUACUGACGGCGACGCGGCGGCUCUGCCCUCCGCCCUCUCACCAGGAGGUUGUGGGUUAGACUCCUCAGUGGCAGAGUGGUUAGCCUGCACCAUGUUUCUGUCUUUUGUGUCAUUUAGUCCAAACUGUGAAUGUUUUGUGUCUAAAGUCAGAUGCCCCGUCAGUCGCUGCUGAUUUCUGUGUUAUAUUCAUGUUUAAUUCAUGUUUUCUUCAUGUUUAAUUCAUGUUUAAUUCAUGUUUUCUUCUUAUUGUUUCUUUAAAUGUUUUUUUAUUAUUGUUUUCAUGUUUUUCUAGUUCCUCGUCGGUUCAGGGAGAGUCUCUGUGUGAAAUCUGAUCAUUUUCUUCAGUUUCAGUUGAAAUAAAAAGCUUAAAUGAA
Messenger RNA from Boleophthalmus pectinirostris (great blue-spotted mudskipper), 2309 nucleotides. RefSeq names its product rhophilin-1-like. The coding region runs from base 1 to 1941 and encodes 646 amino acids. NCBI's taxonomy places the organism in Eukaryota, Metazoa, Chordata, Actinopteri, Gobiiformes, Gobiidae. Gene Ontology annotation, molecular function: protein binding. The transcript is spliced from 15 exons. Gene Ontology annotation, biological process: negative regulation of stress fiber assembly; signal transduction. The record is from RefSeq and is a predicted model, not a curated record.